CCUCCUCCUCCCGCUCCUCCUCGCCGCCGCCGGCCCCGCCGCCCGCUCUGCAUCUCGCAGCCUCCCGGGCCCCGCAGCCAUGGCCGACAUCAAGACGGGCAUCUUCGCCAAGAACGUCCAGAAGCGACUCAACCGCGCGCAGGAAAAGGUCCUUCAGAAGCUUGGGAAAGCCGAUGAGACAAAAGAUGAACAGUUUGAAGAAUAUGUCCAGAACUUCAAACGGCAAGAAGCAGAGGGUACCAGACUUCAGCGAGAACUCCGAGGAUAUUUAGCAGCUAUCAAAGGCAUGCAAGAGGCCUCCAUGAAGCUCACCGAGUCGCUGCACGAAGUCUACGAGCCGGAUUGGUAUGGGCGGGAAGAUGUGAAAAUGGUUGGCGAGAAAUGUGAUGUUCUGUGGGAAGACUUCCAUCAAAAACUAGUGGAUGGAUCCUUGCUGACACUGGAUACCUAUCUGGGCCAAUUUCCUGACAUAAAGAAUCGCAUUGCAAAGCGCAGCAGGAAGCUGGUGGACUAUGACAGUGCCCGCCACCAUCUGGAAGCUUUGCAGAGUUCCAAGAGGAAGGAUGAGAGUCGAAUCUCUAAGGCAGAAGAGGAAUUUCAGAAAGCACAGAAAGUGUUUGAAGAGUUUAACGUUGACUUACAAGAAGAGUUACCAUCGUUAUGGUCAAGACGAGUUGGAUUUUAUGUCAAUACUUUCAAAAAUGUCUCCAGCCUUGAGGCCAAGUUUCAUAAGGAAAUUGCGGUGCUUUGCCACAAACUGUAUGAAGUGAUGACGAAACUGGGCGACCAGCACGCUGACAAGGCCUUCACCAUUCAAGGAGCUCCCAGUGAUUCUGGUCCUCUCCGCAUCGCGAAGACGCCAUCGCCGCCCGAGGAGCCUUCGCCCAUCCCGAGCCCGACAGCAAGCCCCAAUCAUACACUGGCACCCGCGUCUCCUGCACCAGCAAGGCCUAGGUCACCUUCGCAGACAAGGAAGGGUCCUCCUGUCCCACCGCUGCCUAAAGUCACUCCGACAAAGGAACUGCAGCCAGAGAACAUCAUCAGUUUCUUUGAGGACAACUUUGUUCCGGAAAUCAGUGUGACGACACCUUCCCAGAAUGAAGUUCCCGAGGUGAAGAAAGAGGAGACUUUGUUGGAUCUGGACUUUGACCCUUUCAAGCCUGAAGUAGUGUCUGCGGGUUCUGCCGGAGUGACCCACUCACCCAUGUCUCAGACGUUGCCUUGGGACCUUUGGACGACUAGCACUGAUUUGGUACAGCCGACUGACUCUUCAAAAAGUCUUUCCCUGUGUAACCUGAUCAUGGAGGAAACUCCAGACAGUGGGUUGACUGAAGAAAUUCAAAGAUCUCAAAUUGAUCUAGGAGCAUUUAUUUGGGGCCCUGAUGCUAGUACAGACAGUGUCAGCCAGGAAAUUACCCAAGGUGGGUCUCAGGAAGACUCUGCGUGUCUCUCUGAAGCAGAGCAAGGCACGGGAUUGUUCACCGGAUUGCUUCCUUCUGCUGACUGGCGCACCGAACAGGGUGAUCAUGUCUUGGGGCCAGCCCCUCCAUGUGAAAAUGAACAGUUGUCCCCAAAGCCCAGGCCUGAGGCUGAAUUUGCUGUUGCUGCUUGUAUGGAGAUGGAGCAGCCGUAUGACUUGCCUGAGUCACAGAUGCCAGCCAUGGAAACUGGUGGCCUGGUCACAGAAAGUCAAGAGGAUGUUAAAAGGUCAGAAGACGAAGAAGAAGAGAAACAGAAGACAGAAGAUUCUCUGUGGGCAGGUGUGGAGACAUGUGAAAAGGCUUCUGCUGGUUCAUUUAAUGGAUUCACCCAGCCCCAGGACACUUCACUAUUCACGAUGCAGACAGACCAGAGUAUGAUCUGUAACUUGGCUGAAUCUGAGCAGGCUCCACCCACAGAGCCGAAAGCAGAGGAGCCCCCUGCCGCUGCAACACCUGCUGUUGGGCUGGAAGCUGGACUGGACACCCAGGCUGAGGAGCCAGCGGAGGGGGCUGUGAUCAUCCCUGGAACUGAGGCUGAUGUGACUGUUGGAAUCUCCAUGCCGGCAGCGGAGGGGGCCCCGGUGGAGGAAGCAGAGACAGAGAAGGCAGCUCUUCCAGCUGGGGAAGGAGCAAGUUUAGAGGAGGCCAGGAUUGAUGCUGAAGCCGCAGAGGCUGUGGAUAGCGACAGAUCUCAGCCAGAAGAAACAGCAGCAGCAGCACCUCCGGAGAAGGUCAUCCCUUCUGUCAUCAUCGAGCCCGCUUCCAACAACGAAGGGGAAGGAGAGCACGAGAUAACCAUCGGUGCAGAGUCCAAGGAGGCCACUGAUGCUGCUGCUCCUCCUGUCUCCACCAGCGUGACGCCAGAGCUGGCCUUGGAGCAGGAGGCCGGGGAGGACUCCCAGCCGGCGCCUGCAGCUCUGUCUGCCAGCGAGGUCUCUCAGGAAGUGCCGCCCGGCUUUCUCUACAAGGUGGAAACACUGCACGAUUUUGAGGCAGCAAAUUCUGAUGAACUUACCUUACAAAGAGGUGACGUGGUGCUGGUGGUCCCCUCGGACUCGGAAGCUGACCAGGAUGCGGGCUGGCUGGUAGGAGUGAAGGAAUCAGACUGGCUUCAGUACAGAGACCUCGCCACCUACAAAGGCCUGUUUCCGGAGAACUUCACCCGGCGCCUGGAUUAGGGCCGAAAGUCUUGUAGAGAGAGCCUGGUUACUGGGUUUUUAAACCUUCAGGAAAACCUGAAGAGGUCACUUUUGCUAUUACGCUCUUAAUGAUUUACAGACUGAUGCCAGACAAAGCUUGGAAGGAUAUAUCGAUGGCGCAUGUGUGCAAAAAAAUGUAAGAGAAAAAAAGUCAAUUAUGAAAAAAGUCCUCAUUGGUCCCCAUGUUAUGGCUAACAGGUUUCUUUGUGUUUUGUCCAAGCUCUGGAGACUCUUGUACUUGAUCCCGUCCUGCCAAUUCUAAAGUAGCUUUCUCCAGACCAGAACCUGAAUCUCUCCACACCAAGUGUAUGGUAUUGAGUGGCUGUCCUGCAGAAGCUGUGUUGAAUUAUCCUGUAGUAUGAGAUUAUCUCAGUCCCCCGAGCACGUGCUCUCUCUCUCUCUCUCUCCCUUUCAAGUUUACUGUGUUUAAAAGUACACUGCUGCAAAAGUUUUCAAUGUCCUUUUCCAACACACCCUUCUCUCUCUAUAUAUGGACACACAAUCACACAAGCUAGUUUCCAUCACUCUUGGAUCUAUGUGUAUGCACACAACUACAUAUGCAUAGUUGCUUUCCUUUCCAUUGUAGCUUGUGGCCUCUCGAGUGUCAUUGAUACAUGCAUUGCUCUUCUUUCGUCCAGCAUUACAGUUGCAGUUUUGCCUCUGAGCAAAACCAGUCAUCCCAUUGCCAAAACAGUCGACAGUAUCUGUGUUCGUAAUGUGCAUUUUUGAGGAUGCGAUGACGAGUAGCAUGUCUGAGUGGCCGCCCCUUUGGAGAAAGCAGAACCUGAUUAUCUAGAUGUCCGGCUGCUGAGGCUGGCGGUCGGCUAGUCGGGAUGGGCAGCUAGGUAGUCUCAACAUCUGCCUUUCUGAGAUUGGCCAGAUGAUGGGGCAUGUAAAUCCACCCCAAAGGAACACUAUUCAAAAAAGCUCCUAUAUAUUUCCACCUCUUUAUAUUUAUGCAGCUCAUCUUCACAGAUCGUCCUAAAAUAAGAUAGGUGAUGUAUGCUGUAUCCACACCAUCUGUAACAGUUAUGUUUCCAGUGCUGUGUCAUUCCAAAUAAACCUUUGGUAAUCUCCAGCAAUUACCCUAA
Equus caballus (horse) is the source of this 3771-nucleotide messenger RNA. RefSeq names its product amphiphysin (gene AMPH). Gene Ontology annotation, molecular function: protein binding; phospholipid binding. Gene Ontology annotation, biological process: synaptic vesicle endocytosis. Gene Ontology annotation, cellular component: plasma membrane; synaptic vesicle; cytoplasm. The record is from RefSeq and is a predicted model, not a curated record. NCBI's taxonomy places the organism in Eukaryota, Metazoa, Chordata, Mammalia, Perissodactyla, Equidae.